AUGUGGAAACAGUCUUCUAUUCUCCUCCUUCUUCUAGUUGGAGCUUCUUGGGCGUUUGUUCCCGAUGAUCCAGAAUUUGCAUUCUACGGAUCGGAUGGUCCUGUGGAAGUUGCCAAGAGGUUCUUGGAUCGUAUCAAGAGAAGUGUUGAGUCGAGAGAUGUUGCUGUGAUCAGUGGACUCUUCAAUCCAGGAUUUGAGUUCAAGGGAUGCAAAGGAGAUUAUGAUAAGGCAAAAGUGGUCGGAAUCCUGAGCCAUCUCCCAGUUGGUACCCCAUUCUCCAUGACCCUUCAAUCCGCUGUCACCCUCGGAACCGAUCACAUCAGAUACUCGGUAUCUGUCUCUGGAUUUGGACCAUCUCCGAUCAUCGCUGAAUUUAUUCUGAACAUCCAUGACCAACAACUCCAAUGUGGAAAUGUUCCAGCUUGUCAGAGAAAGACAUUUGUUGGAAUUUUAUCCGGAUAUCAAGGAUUUGUUGGACAGGAAUCGCCGAUGGAAGUUGCCAAGAGGUUUUUGGAUCGUAUCAAGAGAAGUGUGGAUUCGAGAGAUGUUGCUGUGAUCAGUGGACUUUUCAAUCCGGGAUUUGAGUUCAAAGGAUGCAAAGGAAAUUAUAAUAAAGCAAAAGUGGUCGGAAUCUUGAGCCAUCUCCCAGCUGGUACUCCAUUCUCCAUGACCCUUCAUCAAUCCGCUGUCACCCUCGGAACCGAUCAAAUCAAGUACUCGGUGUCUGUCUCUGGGUUCGGACCAUCUCCAAUCAUCGCUGAAUUCAUUCUGAACAUCCACGACCAACAACUUCAUUCUGGAAGUAUUCCAGCUUGUCAACACUUGAUGGGAUUCUUCCGAAACUUCAUCGCAAGCACUCCAGAAGAACAAGUCAAGGCAUUCCUGGAUCGUUUUAAAGCUGCUAUAACAUCCAGAGACUCCGCAGCUCUUCUAGAUCUUUUCCAACCUGAUUGCGUAUUCAUCGGAUGCAAAGCAACCUAUGAUCGAGAACAAUCGGUUGCGAUGAUUAUGCAAAUCCCAGCGGAAGCUCAUCUGGCAUACACAUUCAAAUCAGUGCAAGACCUUGGAGAUUCAAUUAAGACAGUGGUGAUUGCAGAGGGAUUCAAAGCCACGAUUCAUGUCGAAUUCGAGUUUGUCCUGAGUAAGAAGGAUCAGAAAAUCGAGAAGGCUAGUAUGGCCUGCCCGAAAAGGCGUCGGCUCGUGGCGGAUUGGAUUGGCGAGAAGGGUUCCGUCGAUUAUGGGUUCUCUAGAGAGGUCAGAGCUCCACUGGGAGACGCUGAUGAAAUGGUUCACGACUUUUUGGAGAGAAUGACGAAGGCUACGGUUGAUAAGAAUUACGAUAUCAUUUCGAGCCUUUUUGAAGACGGAUUUGUGUUUAAAGGAUGUAGAGGAAAGUAUACAAAAGGUAAAUUUCAAAGAGUGAUGGAGUACGGUAGUCAAUUCAAAAGUUUUCCAGCACAAGUCACCAAAAUACUUUUGAAACUCAAAAAGGGAACUCCGUUCACUAUCAAUUUGAUGGAAGUCAACGACCAGGAUACCAAUGUCAAGUAUACUGUACAAAUCGUCGGAAUGGGAGCAAUGGACAUGCAAGCGGAAUUUGUUUUGAACAAGAAAACACAGAAAUUGGUGUCUGGAGGAAUCCCACUUUGUCAAGACAGCCAAUUAGAUUCCAACUCGAUCGUUGAGCAAUUUUUGGCAAUAAUGCAACCAGCUGUAGAUACAAGAGACGGCACAAAACUCGCCAGCCUUUUUGACGACGAAUUCAAGUUUAACACUUGUAAUGGAUACGAAGAUAAAGCCGCUGCUAUCGCCAAAAUAAUGAGUGCUCCAUCAAUGUUCAAAAUUUUGAUCAACUUCGUCUCUUCGAGAUUCCUGGCAAACGGACAAAUCGAAACGGUUGUGGAUAUCAUUUCGAUUAUGGGUAGACAGCACAGCCAAUUAGAUUCCAACUCUAUUGCUGAACAAUUUUUAACAAAAAUGAGACCGGUUGUGGGUGCAGGAGAUGUCACAAAGCUCGCCACUCUUUUUGACGAUGAAUUCAAGUUUUGGAUGUGCAAUGGUAAAACCGAAGGUAGAGCCGCCGUUAUCGAGGUAAUUGGCAAAAGCCCGAUCGCAGUCUCGCUCAAUUUAGUCUCGUCGAGAUUCCAGUCACGCGAACAUAUUUAUUUGACUGUGGAUAUUAGCGCUGGAUUUAUCGGUACUUGGCGUACUGUAUUUCUUCUGGAUUUGACCAAAAAUGUUCUUAUUGGUGGAAAACUUCUCACAUGUUGA
Caenorhabditis briggsae is the source of this 2271-nucleotide messenger RNA. Lineage: Eukaryota; Metazoa; Nematoda; Chromadorea; Rhabditida; Rhabditidae. The record is from RefSeq and is a predicted model, not a curated record. The transcript has 7 exons. The coding region runs from base 1 to 2271 and encodes 756 amino acids.